AUCAGUUCACUUCAAUGAAAUCAGCGGAUUCACUGGCGAAAGUGAAGUACAUCUGAGAAGCUCAACUUUGUGAACGCGAGAUUUGCACUGUUGACCAAUAGAAACCAGUCCUGACAGAACUGAGCUCUGAGUGGACGGAGAGCCAGAGAGUCCAACGUUGAGAAAGUCGUAGCUGAUCUCUGUCAGAGUAUGAACUGCUCCACAACAGAUGGUUUACACACAGUUAGGAUACAGGAGGACAUCAUGCUAAUACACUGUGGAGACUUAAUGUCCUGUUAGCCCUCGAGCUAACUAGCUUGCUAACUGAACAAAAUGUUGAACAGUCCUGAGAAUAAAUGUAAACGGUCCAGUACUGAGAAAGAAGCUCAGAGACAUGUUGUCACUGACUAGCGUUAGCAAGUUCCCACUGGCUAGCAUGUUAGCAGUUAACUCUCCAGCUCCAGCAGUUCACCAGCUAACCCUGCAAGCCAUCACUACGUCACCAAGACUCCAAGUCAAGACUGAAUGGUUAGAUGCUGCUGUGUUUCCUCCUCUGAGGCUGCAGGAUGAAAUGCUGAAGCUUUACCUGCUUUUACUUGCUGAAGCUCCGCCCCUCCAGGUGUGUGACAGGACGUCAGAAGCUCUGCACUCCAGCACAAUGGCUCCAGCCAACACCAGAGACUCUCCCGUCUCAAUGCUCUCCACCAAAGACAGACACAAACUGAGGAAACCAGCUGUGGAGAAGAUGCGCAGAGAUCGCAUCAACAGCUGCAUCGAGCAGCUCAAGGUCCUGCUGGAGAAGGAGUUCCACAAACAGGAUCCCAACGCCAAGCUGGAGAAGGCCGACGUCCUGGAGAUGACGGUGGUGUUCCUGAAGCAGCAGCUGCGGCCUCAGAGCCCGGCCGCUCGCACGGCUCACAGCGACGGCUACUCCCACUGCUGGAAGGAGACGCUGCACUUCCUGUCCGCCAGCUCCCUGAAGGAAGUGACGCUGCCGCACCUCCGGUACCUCCAUGCUGCCCACAGAGCCGGCCAGGACGCCGGCCCCACACUGGCCCUCUCCUCCCACAGCCACAUCCAGGCUGCGGUGAAGCAGCUGCCCAGCCCCGACAGAGCCGUGUGGAGGCCGUGGUAGAAGCUCCAUGAAACUCUGGAUCACCCCGAUGGAUGUUCACCAUCAUGGAGCCUGUAUGGGAUAUUUCUAUACUCACUUAAUGCUUUGUUGCUUUAGUUUCUCCACUCUGGAGCUGCUGCGUGUUUACAAUGUAAAAGUUUGACGUUUGACUCCAGUGGAGUCGACUUUUAUAUAUUCUGAUACUGAAUCAGUGUAGUGGAGGAGACUCCGCCGGGUGUCUUCUUUGACUCGUCACCUUUGUUAAAGGAAAACUAUCAAAUAUAUUUUGUUCUGUGGCGUCGAGCCUCAACUAUAUUUGCCUGCUGAUAUUUGAAUAAAGUCCUUUUAUAUCUUUAAA
Siniperca chuatsi (mandarin fish) is the source of this 1451-nucleotide messenger RNA. Its product is annotated as transcription factor HES-5-like. NCBI's taxonomy places the organism in Eukaryota, Metazoa, Chordata, Actinopteri, Centrarchiformes, Sinipercidae. Gene Ontology annotation, biological process: regulation of neurogenesis; regulation of transcription by RNA polymerase II; anterior/posterior pattern specification. The transcript is spliced from 4 exons. Bases 374 to 1114 code for a protein of 246 amino acids. Gene Ontology annotation, molecular function: protein dimerization activity; DNA-binding transcription factor activity, RNA polymerase II-specific; RNA polymerase II cis-regulatory region sequence-specific DNA binding. Gene Ontology annotation, cellular component: nucleus. The record is from RefSeq and is a predicted model, not a curated record.